AUGUAUUCGCUAAUCCGCCUGCUAAUGGAGGCGUACAUACGACAAAAGCGUGCUUCUCCUGGCAUGGUGCAGGCCAGUGACUUACAAAUAACCCGUCCUAUGUCCGGGCUGCGCACAACAACGGCUAAUAGCCGCGAGUUGCACGCUUACGACGGUCCAAUGCAGUUCAUCAGCUCGCCACACAACCCCGAUCAAUUAUUAAGUAAUACCACUACCAACACAACGCCAACGAAUACCACCGUUAUCCCCAGCAGCAACAUGGUCAUCUCGAAUGGGCGAGAACGCGGCAGUAAUUCGAACAAUAUACGUCCGCGAACAGCUCAUAUGACGAGUCACAUCAUCAAUCAAGAGGAUUUAAUUGAGGAAAUAUCCUCCCAUGAGCUCGAAGACGACGAAAGUAGUCCGGUCAACCAUGUGGCCACCAAUGGACAAAGGCAAAGACAACGCCAACAACAACAAUUGCAACAGCAUCAACAACACUCCUACAGUCACGACCAGGAUAGCAGCACACUGGACGAAGACGAUUAUGUGAAUCGCAAUAUCGAGGAAGCAGCACCUGUAAUGCCAUUAAAUCAUAGCAUAGCACAUACGAACAGCACUACCAUCGUCGCAGCCACCAGUGCACGCAGCUCAUCGGCUCAAUCCGCUGGUUCUGCCAACAACACUGCCAAUACCUCGAAUAGUGCGCAACAAACGUCCUCGAUGGCGGACGCCAGCGGCGAACCGGAAGGUGACCUCAUCGGCAACAUCGACCAAUUCGUUAUACAACCAGCGGCACAGGGUGUGCUCUUCAAAUGUCGCAUAACACGCGACCGGAAAGGUAUGGAUCGUGGCCUUUUUCCGAUCUACUAUUUGCAUUUGGAGCGGGAUUAUGGAAAGAAAAUAUUUCUCUUGGGUGGACGCAAACGGAAGAAGAGUAAAACAUCCAAUUAUAUUAUCAGCUGCGAUCCUACGGACUUAUCUCGCAACGCGGAGGGCUUCUGCGGCAAAUUGCGUUCCAAUGUGUUCGGCACCUCCUUUACAGUGUUCGAUAAUGGCAGCAAGGACAGCACGGAGAAUCCACGACUUGAUUUGGGGGUUAUAAUCUACGAUACCAAUAUCUUAGGUUUCAAAGGUCCACGCAACAUGACAGUAAUACUGCCCGGCAUGACGGAAGAAGAUCAACGCGUAAAAAUCAGUUCAGCCGAUCCCAAACAACAGGGUAUACUUGAUUUGUGGAAAAUAAAGAACAUGGACACAAUAGUGGAGUUGCAUAAUAAGACGCCCGUCUGGAAUGAUGAAACACAGUCUUAUGUACUCAAUUUUCAUGGGCGCGUUACGCAGGCAUCGGUUAAAAAUUUUCAACUCGUACACGAUUCUGAUCCCGAUUAUAUAGUCAUGCAAUUUGGACGUACCUCCGAAGAUGUAUUCACCAUGGAUUACCGUUAUCCAUUGUGUGCACUGCAAGCCUUUGCAAUAGCGUUGAGCAGUUUUGAUGGCAAAAUUGCGUGCGAAUAG
Anastrepha obliqua is the source of this 1497-nucleotide messenger RNA. RefSeq names its product protein king tubby (gene ktub). The transcript has 6 exons. The record is from RefSeq and is a predicted model, not a curated record. Gene Ontology annotation, biological process: protein localization to cilium. Lineage: Eukaryota; Metazoa; Arthropoda; Insecta; Diptera; Tephritidae. The coding region runs from base 1 to 1497 and encodes 498 amino acids. Gene Ontology annotation, cellular component: cilium.